AACGACAUCUCUUUGUCGUCGCUUCUAGGACGCAACUGUAAAGGAGGUUACCAUAGUAACAGUACACAAUUCAAUGCUUGGGCGCAACGGGGUUCCUCCGGUAAAACUCGGUACAAGUUAAUAGAGCAGUGCCAAAGUUGUGAGAUCUAAAGAAACAUAGGAGAUGGUUUUACUGAAGAAUAAGGGUUGAUGUCAGCAUGGAGGCCACCAACUCUGGCAAGGCUGGAAUCCUGAGUGGGCAGAAGCUGCAGGAUGCUAACCAAAACCAUGCACCAUGUCUGUACACAAAAUCUCCUGAGGUCAGAGUUGGCUUACCUGAUUUUAACCCGGACAGACUGAAGACAGCCAGGGCUUUGGCCGAUAAAGCAGUUAAGAUGCAGAAGAUAUUCUCCAUCCAAGGCCCCUAUCCUGUCAUUAGGGCAGCUUUGAGGGCCAGAGGCUGGAUUGAACAGCAUAUGCAUGGUUCCAAGCUGCAGGUCCAGCAGCAGCAGCAGCAUCAGAGCAGUGGGAGCAAAUCCAGCUCGAAGGAUGCUGAUGACCACAACUCAGAGGAUGUUGAAAAAGAACAGGAUCCAAACCGACUGCACAGUUUCCUGGUAUCUGCAGCAUUGUCUCGCCUUGUGCGUAACGAGAUGGUUUAUUUCUACUGGACAAACCGGAGAGAUGCAAUCAACACAAACAUCUUGCAGAAACAACAGAUAAUCAAUCACUUCACUAAAGCAGGCAGUUUCACCACUAAAGUGGGGUUAUGUCUGAACUUAAGGAACCUCCACUGGUUUGACGUAGCUAACCCAGACACCUUCUUCCCCCGCUGUUACACACUUGCAGCCCAGGAUGAGAAGCAUGCUUUCAUUGAGGACUACAGGCGCACAGCGUGCACCAGUCUUCUGAAGUAUGUUGUGAAGAGGGAUCAGAAUAUUCAGGGGAAAGGAAUAAGUCACAAUCUUCAGGAUGUUCAAGUGCAGAGGAAACAGAACAAACACCGCUCUAAACCACUGGUCCCUUCCCAAAUGAUCACCACCGCACUCAAAGUAUGCCAGGAAUACCUGGAAAGUCUGGAGCACAAAGAUAUCGAUAAAACCCUGGAAACACCACAGACACUUACACAGGAGCAGUGGGCAGAGUUUAUUAGCAGUUAUUAUCUUGUUGCUCAUGGUGGAGCACAGAUUGAGAGAAGUGAACAUUUGGUUAGUUCCUGCGAGGCCAUGCUGCAGAGGCUUGAGAAGGUCAGCCCACAGUUGGGCAUAGAUGGCACACAAAACAUCUGGAUCAUCAAACCGGGGGCAAAGUCCAGGGGCAGAGGUAUAAAAUGUGCAAAGCGUCUUGAUCAGAUCCUCAGGAUGGUGGCCAUAGAUCCAGCACUUAUUAAAGAGAGCAAGUGGGUGGUGCAGAAAUACAUUGAGCAACCCUUGCUGGUCCAUGGCACCAAGUUUGAUGUGCGCCAGUGGUUUCUGGUCACUGACUGGAACCCCCUGACUGUAUGGUUCUACAAAAAAUGCUAUUUGCGCUUUUCCACCCAGCCUUACUCAUUAGAUACACUGGACAGCUCGGUGCACUUGUGCAAUAACUCCAUCCAGAAGCACCUGAGGCCCUCUCAACAGCGACAUUGUGGCAUUCCAGCAGACAACAUGUGGUUGGAUGACCAGUUUAGGGCCUUUCUGGCCAGCCAGGGCAGAGAAGCCCUUUGGGAGACUGUUGUAGUCCAAGGAAUGAAAACAACCAUUAUCCACGCAUUACAGACAGCACAGGAUCUGAUGGAGUCCCGAAAAAACACGUUUGAGCUUUAUGGUGCUGAUUUUAUGUUAGAUCUCAGCCUGCACCCAUGGUUAAUAGAAAUAAACGCUAGCCCCACAAUGGCCCCCUCAACCUCAGUGACCGCCCAGCUCUGCGCUGCUGUGCAGGAAGACACAUUACGAGUGGUCCUGGACCGGAAAGUUGACCGCACCGCAGACACAGGAGACUUUGAGCUCAUAUAUAGGCAGGCAGCAGUAGAAGUCCCUCAGUACUUAGGAAUCAACCUAGUUGUUGAGGGCUUCGCUGUGAAAAACCCUUGCCCUCUUCCUCCACUGAGGUCUUCCAACCAGUCAGCUUCAAAACGGUGGGGUCCAGUCAAAGAAAAGGAGUCUGCACUAGAGAAAGUUCAGGCUUUGCCAAAGAUGUUGCUGAAGAAAGCAGAGAGCAAGAUUAGGAGAUGCGAACCACUAUCUCCUGCGCUUCCUUCUGAAUCAUCUUUGUCCAAACCAGUUAAAAGCAUCUCAAUUCGUCUGCCAAUGACAGUUCUUCCUAUUGGUGGAGGCUCUCACUCUGGACAUUUGUGGAAGAGACGUGCAGAGGUAUCAAAUGUUCAACCACCGACAACAGAGAAACAGCAAGGUCCUUUGUCCCAGGAGAUGACUGCUCCCAAACAGCCUAGGAAAGCAACCAGCAGCUCUACAAGUGCCUAAAAUAUCUUCAAAUAAAAGAAUUUUAUACAAAAAAAACAAAAAACAAAUCCCAUUUGUUUGCAGUUUUGCAUGUUUUUUGGACUACCUUAAAAUAAAUUCUGGGAUUAUUCA
Molecule: messenger RNA, 2555 nt
Organism: Girardinichthys multiradiatus
Lineage: Eukaryota; Metazoa; Chordata; Actinopteri; Cyprinodontiformes; Goodeidae
Gene: ttll3
Product: tubulin tyrosine ligase-like family, member 3
Exons: 14
Coding region: 198-2444 (748 amino acids)
Biological process (GO): protein polyglycylation; cilium assembly; cilium movement
Cellular component (GO): cilium
Molecular function (GO): protein-glycine ligase activity, initiating
Source: RefSeq, a predicted model, not a curated record